GAUGAAUCCAUUUUAGAUUUAGAACCAAUCAGUGAAGCUGAACAAUCUUCGUUCUGUGUGGAAAUGAUGAAGCGACUCAACAUGCAAAGACGACAAAACUAUUUGUGCAACAUAACCUUAGUAGCAAAGGAAGGGAACGAAUUCAAGGCCCAUAGAAACAUUCUUUCAGCGGCGAGCCCGUUUUUUUCUAAGCUUUUUCAAAGCGAUAUGAGAGAGAACGAGGAAGGAGUCAUUCGAUUCGAGGAGAUUUCGGAAUCGAUCCUCGCAGAUAUUUUGAAGUUCACCUACACAGGAAGUAUUAAGGUAAAUGGAGAAAACGCCAUGAAUCUGAUAAUGGCAGCCGAUUAUUUACUGCUUGAGUCUUUGAAAGUCAUCGCCGGGCGAUUUCUAGAGAAGAAAAUGUCCACCGAUAAUUGCAUUUCAACUUUUCACUUUGCCGAGAAAUAUCGGUGUGAAGAACUUGUUCUUUGCAGUACAAAGUUCAUUCAAGACAACUUCACUUCCGUAGCCGAGUCAGACGAAUUUUUAAACUUGGAAGCCGACGAAGUUGAGAAGUGGAUUUCAAGUGAAAAUAUUUUGGUUGCAGCUGAAGAAGAUGUGUUCAGAGUAAUAGUUAACUGGGUCGAACAAAACAAACGCGAGCGAAAAGACAAGUUUGAGCAGCUUUUUCGUCAUGUUCGGCUGGUAUUGCUUUCGCGUGACUUUCUGUUCUCUGAUAUCGUGACAAAUGAACUGGUAACAGAACAUUUUUCUAUUUUGAUUGCAGCUGAAGAAGAUGUGUUCAGAGUAAUAGUUAACUGGGUCGAACAAAACAAACGCGAGCGAAAAGACAAGUUUGAGCAGCUUUUUCGUCAUGUUCGACUGGUAUUGCUUUCGCGUGACUUUCUGUUCUCUGAUAUCGUGACAAAUGAACUGGUAACAGAACAUUUUUCUAUUUUGAGACGUGUGACGGACGCUAUUAAGUUAGUUCGUGCUGCAAGUGAGGAUACUCAAAUUCAACCAGCAAGAAGAAGGCUUAAAACACACGCUAUUGUAGUACGUGGGGGAAAGAAAACUUACUGUUACCUUCCCGAGAAAGAUGAAUGGAAGCGAUUAGCAGACGGAUUAUCAGAAAACCGAAACCACACUACACAGAUGAUAAACUUCCGUGAUCAGUUGUUCAGCUUUCCUGGGAGUAGAUAUGCUGACACAGAAAGGUAUGAUCCUUUUUUCAACAGUUGGACGGCAUUAAGCUUAUCCCGUCCUUUUGAGAAAUCCUCGUUGGCUGUUCUUAAUGGGAAAAUCCAUGCUAUAUACCGCCUUAGACGAUCCAAUCCUGUGAUUGUGAGGUAUGAUGUAGAGUUGUGCAUCUGGCAGACUAUCUCAUCUUCUCAGGACUUCCACUACAGGUACGAAUCAUGUGUUGUUGCCUUUGGCAACUGUUUGUAUGUUCUUGGCGGCGGAUGUAGUAAUAAAGCCGGCAGAUUUGACACUGCGGAAAAAAAAUGGGAGGAAAUAACAUCUAUGCAAUCUAGGAUGAACAGUCCCUUUGGUGUGGCGAUUCAGGGGAAGAUUUUUGUUUGUGAUACGGUCUAUAAAUAUGAGGUGUACGAGGCUUCCACCAAUGAAUGGCAAACCAUAAGAAUUGCAGGUUUGAACGUUUCCCGAUUUUGUUUGCGUAGUUUGGUGAGUCUUAACCAAACACUUCAUGCAGUGUGUACAGUCAGGGAAAAUUAUUCACGACAGCCAGACGAGAUGAUUGUAUUGAGCUAUGAUCCCAACCUAAACAGGUGGAUCCAGAAGACCUCCAUACCUAUCAAAAAGAGCUCUGAGGAAGAAACUUAUUCAUUUCAAUGCGCUACAUUGAAACUUUCUAAAGGAAUGCUCUACCGAUCAAAAAUAAUUAAAAUUGAUACAUGA
Messenger RNA from Porites evermanni, 1899 nucleotides. The record is from the annotation of a GenBank genome assembly. Lineage: Eukaryota; Metazoa; Cnidaria; Anthozoa; Scleractinia; Poritidae.